This is a messenger RNA of Aspergillus pseudonomiae, 1727 nucleotides long. RefSeq names its product amidohydrolase family protein. The transcript is spliced from 2 exons. The annotation marks the transcript as partial. NCBI's taxonomy places the organism in Eukaryota, Fungi, Ascomycota, Eurotiomycetes, Eurotiales, Aspergillaceae. The record is from RefSeq and is a predicted model, not a curated record. Gene Ontology annotation, cellular component: cytosol; cytoplasm. Gene Ontology annotation, molecular function: hydrolase activity; carboxy-lyase activity. Gene Ontology annotation, biological process: secondary metabolic process.
CUAAUCUUAUCUUCUUUACUUGGAUCUACAUAGGACAGAUAACAACUAUUAUUGAUUUGAAGAUUGAUCAGGCCAUGAUAACAGAAUUUAACAUGCUUACAAUUCUUGGGAAAAGAGUGAUCUUGGAGAUGAUGUACACUGUAACCCCGCCCUCAUUUUCAUAUGCAUCGACUCCUCAGCUUCCCCUCCUCUUCAUUGCAACCUCAUCAACCUCACAAGCAAAGUACCAAUUUCCCUUCUCUUGACACACAUUCACCUCGCUGCAGGACUCAGAAGAGCAGAAUAAAUCAUGCCACCUCUAAUUAUCGACAUUCAUACCCAUGUCUACCCUCCUGCGUAUAUGGAAAUGCUCCGUGUUCGCAAGAGCGUACCCUAUGUGCAUGAUCCAGCUAAUGGUGCAGACCCCCGCUUAAUUAUCCUGUCCUCAGAUGAUGACAGUUCCAUUCCCCUCGAUGAACGGGGUCGUCCAGUCGACUCAUCCUAUUGGAAUAUCGACGUGAAGCUGGCCUUCAUGCGUCGCCAUGGAAUCAACUGUAGCGUGAUUUCCCUCGCCAACCCCUGGUUAGAUUUUCUUGAACCUGAAGAAGCGCAAACAUGGGCGCAACGCAUCAACGACGAUCUUGAAAACACAUGCGCACGUAUUAACAAGGCUGGAGACCCAGACAAAACCCUGGCGCUACACGAGAAGGAAUCGCUAUUUGCUUUCGGCGCGCUGCCGCUAAGUGCUCCUAGCGCUGACAUUGUCGUGAGCGAAAUCAAGAGACUUAAAACCUUGCCGCAUCUGCGUGGGGUCAUCAUGGGAACCUCCGGGUUGGGAAAAGGACUGGAUGAUACCCAACUGGAUCCUGUCUGGGGGGCGCUGCAGGAUACUGAAUCACUUCUAUUCUUACACCCACACUACGGACUACCCGACGAAGCUUUUGGUGGCUCGGAUGCGAUGAAUCGCUACGGCCAUGUUCUUCCGCUGGCUUUAGGGUUCCCCCUUGAAACGACAAUUGCAGUGACUCGAAUGCUUUUGGCCGGUGUCUUUGAUCGGUUUCCGCGGCUGAAGAUCUUGCUGGCCCAUUCUGGAGGCACGCUUCCCUUCCUUGCAGGACGGAUCGAAAGCUGUAUCCAUCAUGAACGCAAGUUCAUUGCCAACGGUGGUGAUGUGCCUGGUCCUCAAAGAAGCGUAUGGGAUGUCUUGAAGACCAAUAUAUAUCUUGAUGCUGUGGUAUAUGGCACUGCUGGCUUGCAAGCAGCAAUGACAGCAUCUGGAACAGAUCGUUUGCUUUUUGGUACCGACCACCCGUUCUUCCCUCCCUUGGAUAGCAAGGAAGGAGAAUGGCCUAGUGUGACGACAAACUACAAGGCCAUUCACGCUACAUUCGAUAAAGAUGGAGAUGCAGCUGCCGCUGUGUUGGGCGGAAAUGCAGCUCGGAUUCUGGAUUUGAAAUGAUAUCCGAUCAGAGUACUGUUAGGAAUUAUCGAGAGAAAAGAACAGAUAUUUAUAAAUUAUAGCUAUAAACAAAUGGAGAACACACCCAUGGACUUUCUAUGGGAAACCGCCAUUUCUUUUGUUGGUAGAGUGGUACUUGGUUACAAUUCUGUAUUCAAAGCUUUGAAGCGUUGCUUUUCACCAAUAUUUCCCAUCCUAAUAGCUUCCAUACCUCUUGCGUGAACCAGUCUGGGACUGAUUGAUCAGGGUCCUGAGAAGGUAGUUGUAGAUUGCGAAGAUCUUCAUCAGU